UUCCAGCCUACAUAUUAGUCCAUUCAUGACUAUCCUACACAACUACUGAGACAAGACUCCGGCACAGACGCAGAGAGAGACAGUCAUGGCUUCUCUGGACUCAGACGUGACUAUGGUUCCCGCAGGCGAGGGUUCGUCCGGCGCUGGACCGUCUUCUUCAACCGCUGUAACAACCUUAUCCAAGAAGUCUAAGCGAUUCGAGAUCAAAAAGUGGAACGCUGUCGCUCUUUGGGCUUGGGAUAUUGUCGUGGAUAACUGUGCGAUUUGCAGGAACCAUAUCAUGGAUCUCUGCAUCGAGUGCCAAGCUAACCAAGCGAGUGCCACCAGCGAGGAAUGUACUGUUGCUUGGGGGGUCUGCAACCAUGCAUUUCACUUCCACUGCAUCAGCAGAUGGCUCAAGACUCGUCAAGUUUGUCCGCUAGAUAACAGCGAGUGGGAAUUUCAGAAGUAUGGUCACUAAAACCACUGUGCAUUUCAAGAACUGGACUGCCUCUAUAUUUCAGCUGUACUGAUUUCAAGUGGAAAACUUGAACCCAUAUCUCUUUCUAUAUGCCUUCUAGUAUUUUCUGUAUUCAAAUAUUUUGUCCAGAAGAUCGACGAGGAACAAUUUUUACGUGCAACCUGGACUUAUGAUUGAAUGUGCACUCAGUACAAGUGUUAGUUUCUUGAUCUUUUGUUUAGGAACAUUGUUCAUUAAUCAGUAUAUUUUCCCACAUUUUUUUUUUGUGGGUAACGACACUUGUUA
Molecule: messenger RNA, 745 nt
Organism: Cornus florida
Lineage: Eukaryota; Viridiplantae; Streptophyta; Magnoliopsida; Cornales; Cornaceae
Product: RING-box protein 1a
Exons: 5
Coding region: 86-460 (124 amino acids)
Biological process (GO): ubiquitin-dependent protein catabolic process; protein ubiquitination
Cellular component (GO): cullin-RING ubiquitin ligase complex; nucleus
Molecular function (GO): zinc ion binding; ubiquitin protein ligase activity; cullin family protein binding
Source: RefSeq, a predicted model, not a curated record